Messenger RNA from Bombyx mandarina (wild silkworm), 4757 nucleotides. RefSeq names its product centromere/kinetochore protein zw10. NCBI's taxonomy places the organism in Eukaryota, Metazoa, Arthropoda, Insecta, Lepidoptera, Bombycidae. The record is from RefSeq and is a predicted model, not a curated record. Gene Ontology annotation, biological process: mitotic spindle assembly checkpoint signaling; endoplasmic reticulum to Golgi vesicle-mediated transport. Gene Ontology annotation, cellular component: RZZ complex.
AUGUACCGAAUUUUAUUUAUUCCCUAGAGUUUAAUGUGGAUAAUAAAUAUUCAAUAUCAUUUAACUAUAUUGGUUACAAGGUACCUAAAGAUACCAAAUCUUCAAUCACACAAAACUAUUAAAUUGAAAUGUGAAAUUUUAAAUAGGACCCUAAAGUCAUUCUUACGUUUAAACUCAAGAAACUUAGCUACGGGAUUUUAUGAAACAUGAGUCUAUUAUGUGCGGUUUCAGAAGAAGCCAACAAAAUUAAUAGUGAUAAUGUAAAGAAAUAUCAACAUGAACUUUUACCGAAACUGAAGGAUUUGACUGAGCGAGUACAACUUUUAUCGUGGGCUCUCCAACAGAAUGUGAUAGAUACAUACAUUAAUUACACUGUAACGAAGAGUCUAGAACAAUUGAAUUUUAAAAGUCGUAAAUUGAAAAUUGAUAAUGACUAUAAUACACUAGAAGAAGAAUUAAGAACUUUCACUGAAGAUUUUAAUGAUAACGAUGGAAUUAUGAAGAACGCGGAAGCAUUGCACAAAUCCUACCAUAUUUUAAAGGAUUUAUGUGUUUUAGGGGAAGCUAAAAGUGUUAUAAAUCGAGCAAAUCAUGAAUUUAACAGAUAUAACUAUUCUGAAGCAAUGUUGUCUUUAAAAAACUUAAAAGGUCAGUUAGAUAAUGUUAAAGCAGAUGGGAAUGUUGCUAAAGUAGUUCUUAACUUAUAUGAUCAUGUUGAGAAUCAACUAGCACUUUUUACCGCGCAUUUAAGCAUUGAAUGGGAAGACGUUUUCACUUGGAGCGAGAAAAAAGGUUUAAAUUUCUUAAUUUACUCAUUAUCAGUGCAACAAAGUGAUCAGGUGCUGUUACAGAGGAUAUUAAAUACAUUGUAUGUUACUGACAGAAUGAAGGCUGAGCUCUGGUCUUUCUCUGAUUUCUUCAUAAAUAAACUAGUACAUAAUGUUAUAAGACAUAAUUGUGAUAUAUUUACUGAAGAUCACAUUGGUGCUAUAGUCUUCAACAUAAAGAUUGAUUUAAGUGACAACACUAAGCCAAAUUAUCAAACCAUAUUUAACAACUUAACUGCCAUAUUUGAAUUUCUGCAAUCAACAUUAGGUUCUCAGUUUCAAAGCGAUGAGACAUUCACUCAGAUAUUUGCAAAGUCAAUAAAAAGUGAUUUCUUUGAUAAAAUUAUAGAAGACUGUGUAAGAAGUAAUUUCCAGUCUUAUGAUGGCAGCUAUCAAAGUUACAAAAACAUUGUCAUAGAACUUGAUUCGUUCAAUAAAUUUUUGAUUGAAAUUAAAUUUGUCGAUCCCGAUGAUUCACCUCUGAACAGCUAUAUAGAGAACACGGAAUGUUUACUUUACAACAAGAAAUGUGAAAAGUUAUUGAUCAACGUUAGAAGUUUAAUUUCCCAGAGUUUAUCAUAUGAUUCAAUUGAAGUAGGCUCCACAUUAAAUGACAAUAAGACAGAUCAAUCUAAUAAUGAAAUACCAUGGGAUCUAAAUGCACCAGUAUACUUACCAAAAUGUAUGAUUUCACGAAAUGUUAAAACAAUAAUGACACUGAUAAAGGAUCAUUUGGAAGAAAGCUCAAAACUUCCAGAAAAGUACAGUAUGAAGUUUGUGUCUUAUAUUAAAGAUAUUGCAGUAAUGUAUCAAUGUGUUGUACCAAGAAAAUUCAAAAUUAACUUGGAAAGCUGCCCAUCUGAUAUUGGUAUGAAUGACAAUUAUCCUCUUAUCAAAGUGUUAAUUCACAGAAUUUUGCUCACAUCUAUGGUUAAUUUUUUUACAGCACUAUUCUUUAAUAACUGCUACUAUCUGGCACAUGGGCUUGUUGGCCCACCAUGGUGUACGACUCUCCCACAGGACUUAGCUGAUCGUCUUGUACUGGUACUCUUUGAAUGCAUCCAAGAUCUUAGAGUUUUGGGAUUGGAGAAGCUAUCACUGUACUUACAACAACAGAAAACUGUUAUUCAAGAGGGCAUUCAGCCUAAAGAAUCAACAUCUUGGACCCAUGAAGAGUUUGAGCACUUUGACUGUGGUAUCAAUCGAGCUAUGACCCUAAUGAAAGAACUAAAGACCUCAUGGCUCCACAUACUGCCGUCACGGAUGUACAUUAUGUCUAUGUGUACCCUUAUUGAGGUUUUAUGUGAAACUGUAUUAAACCGUAUUUUCUGCGACAUCAAGCAUGUCAGUGAAGAUUUGGUAUACUUGAUUGCCACUAGAAUUGAAGAUACUUUAGAGGAAGUUGUCACAUUGUUUGAGGAACCAAUCGAAUUAGAAGAACAAAUAUCUAUUUGGGUAAAGUUUUCAAGAAUGCCCUUGUUACUGAAGGCCCAGCUUCUAGAAAUUUCCGAACUAUGGAACAAGGAUCGUGAAUUAUUCAGCGAUUACACUUGCGAGGAAUUCAGACAUGUCACGGCACUCGUUAUCACUGUCAUAGUGAUCGUCGUCCAUCAAGGAAAUGGCGUGGCGGCAUACGACGAUGGCAGAAUCGAUCAAAUAGCGGAAGAGGCGAAAAACAGAGCAGUUACAAUCAUUGACGGUCCAAAGUACGUAGAACCGCCGAGGUCUGUUGAUGUACCCCUGAACACAAGCAAUCCUGCUCCAAAUACGAAUAACAACAAUUCAAACGUAAAUGUCCAACAUCCGAACACCACAAAGCCAGAACAACGCCCGCCGAGCAAACCACCCAUCACACCAGACAAACCGGGAAAACAAAUAUACUUCCCCAAAAUGCCGCGACCAACAUAUUACGCACACAUACAAAAGAUACCGCAGCCUCGUCACCAUCACCAGCCGCCUUUCAAAUACUAUCACUCACCAAACUCUAUAUACAAGUUUCCUAGAGUGAUACCGCUGCCGCCGCAUCUAAGAAACCAUUACUAUUUGAAGUCGCAACCGCUCAUGUUCGCCGCAUCUACUGGGAAACCUUCAAUAGUGAAGAGCCCGAAAUUCAGUUUACCGGUUCAAACUAUUAACGGUAUUCGAACAGAGUUCGUCAGACCACCAAAAAUUUGGAACAUAACAUCAACGACGACGACAACAACCACCACCACAGAGGCCACGACAACAACCAAAGCUCUGAGAACGAAACGUAUUUGGCCUAAACGAACUUUAGAACUAGAAAACUCGACACUUUCCAAUGUACUCGAUAACUCAUCAUUAAGCAACUCUUCCAAUGAAGACUACCUCGAAACAUCGGCCACAUUUCGCCGAUUUAGAUACGCAUACAAAAACGCGACGACCACGUCUACAACUCAAUCUCCAACGCUUCGGAGCUACCGGCCAGUAACACGAAUUCCUAAAAUCAAAUCAACGACCCCCACUAUUAAUUUCACAGCUAUCGGGCCAAACGACUGGGUACCUAUAGUACCUUCUCAUUUUCCUAAAUUAAGAACACUACUAGCGCCGAUACCGACGCCAAUAAACAAACGUUCGGAUUUCAUUACGAACUCGGAAACGCCUCCAGAAAAACAAAUGAUGUACCUGCAAAGUUUUGGUUUGGUCCCCGUAUCGAAGAACUCCGAGCCAGCCAUGACCAGAAAAAAGAUGGUUUUCUUUAAAAGGAAACGACAAUUGAACCCGUAUUAUUCUGGUUACAGCCCGAGGCCGGGGAAGCCGCUGAAAGGGGUGAUAUACGGGGACCAAGAGACCGACGAGAGCCACAGCCAUCCCAGAGUUGUCACUAAAAUAAAACAUCAUCAUCAUCACCAUCACCACAGAUACAUUAAAACCGUCGAGAAACCAGUGAAAGUUCCAUAUAAGGUGGAAAUACCGAAACCCUAUCCUGUGACGGUUGAGAAAAAGGUCCCAUAUCCAGUGGAGAAAAUAAAAUUCGUCGACAAGCCAGUACCGUAUCCCGUUACCGUAGAAAAAAGGAUUCCCUACCCUAUCGGUAUAAAAGUUCCUCAUCCGGUCCCGGUGAAGGUUGUCGAAAAGGAAUACGUCCCAAAGCCUUACCCGAUUGUUCACCACGUUCCUGUUGUGAAACAUGUGCAAGUGAAGGUUCCGCAUCCGGUGCCUGUGCCCGUGGAAAAAAAGGUUCCGUACCCUGUUGAAGUCAAAGUGCCGGUAGACAGACCCGUACCGAUUCGUGUGACGGUCGAGAAAAAAGUACCGUACCCAGUUCCAGUCAAAGUUUUAGUCCCGCAACCGUAUCCGGUGGAAACUAAAGUGCCUUAUCCGGUAGAAGUCAAAGUUAAGGAGCCUGUCGAAGUUAUAAGGCACGUCCCUGUAAAAGUUCCAGUGCCGCAGCCGUAUCCCGUAAAAGUGCCUGUAAGAGUAACCGUGGAAAAGAAGGUACCGUACCCAGUGGAGGUUGAAAAGAAGAUACCGGUGCCAGUUGAAGUUUACAUACCGCAAAAAGUAGAGGUCGAGAAGAAAAUACCCGUUUACGUACCUAAACCUUACCCGGUGGAGAAGAAGGUACCGGUGCCGGUCAAAGUGCCUUAUCCUGUAAAAGUUCCGGUUCAAGUGCCCAUCGAAGUGCCGAUUUACAUUCACCAUCCUUAUCAAAUCGAAAGUGCUGAUUAUAUAAGUAAUAUGCAGCAAUACGAUCCGCAGAACGUCGGUCAAUAUUUUUCUAACAUUGCCAGUCAAUUUUUUUCUAAUACUAACAAGGGGGAACAGCGGAUCUUUGGCACAAUUUCAGCCGAAGUAUCAACAAAUUCGCCUCAACACACGGUCACUGCUCACGGUAAUUCAGGAUUUGCAGGUUUUCACUCUCGAUCCGGCACUGAUACACUAACUACGACGGCAGCCACGACCAUAUAA